AUGCUGGCUUCCAGGGCACUCAGCAGCCCAUCAUCCACUAAACCCCCUGUCAGCCUCUCCCCAGCCUUCUUCUGCAGCUGUCAUUGGCCCACCGUCAGCGAAUUUCCCCUGGUUGACGUCCAGUCCCUUCAUUGCUUCUUUUCUUGCUCUCUUUCUCCUUUGCCUGUCAACGACUCGAGCAAUUCUCUUGCCCGCUGCCGCUCGACAAUCCAUUACCUCGAGAUCGAGGCCGACACCGUACACGACGACGAGUCUACAGACGCCACUGACUUCAAUCCAACAUUCACUCUUGGCGCUACCGAUUUGAGUCUAGCAGCAUCUCACAGUUGUCGCAUUCCUUCGUUCUCUGUCUCUGCGUUUGUCUUCCGCCAACACCGGCUCCGUGCACAGGCAAUUAGCGCCCAGCCUCAGUCUCCAGGACAUAGCCAACAAGCUGACGACGGCUUUGGUCUCGAACUCGACAUCGAUCUCACUCACGACCUCGCCAUUUCUAGCGAGCGCGGUCGUCCAGGCGGCCGUGCCGACAACCUGUUUCCAACGGAUCCCCAACUCUCCCGACCAUCUCCCUCCAACCCCAUACCGGCCGCCGUAGAUGCCCCCGGCAACCCUCUAAUACUGAGCCUCGAACCCCCAAGGCCCGCCUAUCCCGGAACCGGCUCAUCUUCUGGUCAAGCCGCCGUUGCUGCUGCUGCCUCAAAUAGCCAGCGCCAGCCAGCUCGACCCUUUGACGGUUACCAAACAUCCGCCUUUCACCCUUCGCCAUUUCGACCUCAGAAGGCUGCUGGAGUUGCUAAUCGUCCUCGUCGGUUAUCAGCUGUCCGCCUCUGGAAUCCUACAAAUUCGACUCCUCGGCCUCAUACCAAACCCGAAUCGUCGCGUAAACGUCGUCCUUCAACUCCACCACCACCGUCCAUUCCUCUCAAGCAUCCGACAUUCGAUACCCGAGCGCUGCCCGACCCCAUAGGUACUGGGCCUAGCGAUUAUCCUCUUCUUACGCUUUCCGAACAACGUCAGAUAAGGCAUUCUUUGACGCCUCGCGCAAGCCUUCAGGUUGAUAGGGCCGGCAGUAGUGACCGGCGCAUAAGCCUACCGAAUUCUGUGCGCGCUUCUUACGACGAGAAAGGGUCUCGGAGGGGUGCAGUGUCCGCCGAAGAACCACGUCUUAGUAGGGACCUGUUUGCUCAGGAGACUGUGGUGGAAGAUCCAAUCGUCAAGAUUGACAAGGGCAAAGGGAAGGCUGUGAUGAUGCCAGAGACCGACGAUCCUAUGCCGUCUUAUGGCAAGGAUCUGGAGCGUGGUCCUGACAUCAUGGACCCGCGGAUUUCUAACGUCUCGGCUGGCGAUGGAAUAGGAUCUGCUCUGUCGACGACGAAUUCUUCUAUUAUGGGUGAAGAUGUUGAGCCUGAUGCAGCUGGUGAAUGGGGUCCUCAGCAUCCUUGCUAUCCUCACCUUAAUCCUCAUGUUCCCGUCGGCUCAUCUGAAUAUGUCAACACGCGUAUUAUCCGAAUACGUCGCGAUUGGUUGAUCAAGGGUGAUUUGGCACCGACAUUUUCCAACCUAUAUCCUGAGAUCCUGGAUCCUGCUGGUCUAUCCGAGCAAGAAUUCCGCCGGAUUAUCGAGAAACUUAAUGGUGAAUUGAUUACUGCGUUUGACCCUUACGGCUUGCGAAACAUAAUUGAUAGUCUCCUUGGACUGGUCACCGGUUGGGUUUGGGAUGACGUUGGUCUCACUGGCAUCAAGUCUCGAUUGAAUAAUCUCGAGAAGUGGAUCGAGCAAUGGAAUCUUGAGAUGGAAAAAACGAUUGGUUCUGAAGAUGGUGCUAUUCCACCUAAGAUUUUGCCUCUGCGACAAACAGGCUACAUGACGCUCGAUAUUCAGAUUCCCGAUCCAGAGAUUGCACCAGCUCCCAGCACUACGAACCCCAAUGAUUCCAGGACAGCCUUACCUUUGGAGCCUACAUCUGCUGUUGUUUAA
Messenger RNA from Fusarium redolens, 1974 nucleotides. RefSeq names its product Golgin subfamily A member 7/ERF4 family-domain-containing protein. Gene Ontology annotation, cellular component: extrinsic component of endoplasmic reticulum membrane; endoplasmic reticulum palmitoyltransferase complex. The transcript is spliced from 3 exons. NCBI's taxonomy places the organism in Eukaryota, Fungi, Ascomycota, Sordariomycetes, Hypocreales, Nectriaceae. Gene Ontology annotation, biological process: peptidyl-L-cysteine S-palmitoylation; protein targeting to membrane. The record is from RefSeq and is a predicted model, not a curated record. Bases 1 to 1974 code for a protein of 657 amino acids.